AGUUUAGCAAUCGUACGUUUUCUUGAUCCCCGUUAAGACACUAAAGGCAAAAAACGCUUAUAAGAGAUCGAUCGAAGUAAAAGAAGGAGGCUUUUGCGUUUGAUUUUAUAACGUGCUUUCCUUUUAUCCUUUCUUUUCUAUUCAUUUUUUUUUAUUUAAUUAUUAUUAUUUUUAUUUUAUUUUAUUUAUUUAUUUUUCUUACCAUUUUGUGUGUGUGUGUGUGUGUUUUUUUUUUCUCCCCGUAAGUAAGUACGGUGCCCUUCUAUCUCGCCGAGAAAAAAAAAAAAAAAAAAAAAAAAAAAAAAAAAAAAAAAAGAAAGAAGAAGAAAGAAAAAAAGAAAACUACGAGUACAUAAGUAACAUAUGUGCAUGUAUAAAAAUCUAAAAGAUUUGUGGGUGAAAGGCAUCGUUGUGAUAUGACAACUGUCCUGUCGUAUAUAAUAAUAAAAAGUUUACUUUUUUUUUGUGUGUUUUUUUUUUUUUUUUUUUUUUUUUUCCCCAUUUAGACGCGCACAGAAACAAAUAAGUCCCGACGAAAUCAAAUAAGAGAAUCAUACGUAUUUAAAAAGGACAUUCGAAAUGAGAAUUCCGCAUACAAUUACCGAGAAUAUCUUCAAAGCUUACAGAUGCUCGACAGAGACUUCUUCAUUGUCAUACGAACAACGGAGAACACUUAUUUCGGAAAAUUUCAACUGGGAUGAUAACAUAGUACCGGAAUUAAAGAUACUAGCUCUUCGUGUUAUAGUAUCGUCAUGGGAAAAUAAUCCCAUACUCAAAGAAUUGCCAAAUUGUAUGGAUCAAGAUGUUAUUAUAGAAACCUUGCCCACUGAUCUUCCCUUUGAGUUGACUAUUACUAAGAUAGAUGACGAACAUUAUUGGGAACGUGCUGCCAAAAAUAGAUGGUCCUUUAAUAAUCCAAACGAUUACGAUAAAUCAUGGCGACGAUUAUACUGCGAACGUCAUUUGGCCGAAUAUUUGGAAAAUUUUGAGCCAAAUUACUUUGAAUCGCAAAGAGAUGAUUGUAUGAAAAUUGUUGAACUUUCGAGCGAGCACGUGCAUGUAUUAAAGUUGCGUGCUCUAAAACCUACCAAAAAACCAGUGAGAGACGAUGACGAUCGUGAUAAUCUGUACAAUGACGAUGUGGUUGAGCAUAUUCCAAUGUCAAUAAUCUUACCGCAAUUACCGUACCUCACUGAAAUGUCCUUGAACAUGGGCAUGAUCUAUAUGGACGAUGGUUUCGAAUGGAGAGAUUUCGAAUUUUCAGUGAAAGACUGUUCGGAUCUUGGCGAAGGAUUGAAAACUUGUUACAAUCUGAAGAAAUUUAGUUUUACGAGAAGCAAGUUGGAUCGAGCCAGAGUUGCUGUUCUUCUACAGAAACUCGUAGGAAAUAAAAAUCUUGAGGAAUUGGAUUUUUCGCAUUGCAAGCUAUUCGAUUUGGGUGCACAAGCGGUCGCUGAAUUUGUAUCGUUACACGGACGAUUGAAAGUACUUCGCUUGGUCAACAAUAUGAUCGGGGCCGAGGGUAUAGCUGGUAUAGUUUAUGUUUUGUUAGAAAGGGAAUCAAUGUUGAGUCAUCUCGAUUUGAGAUUGAAUCCAUUGGGUGAUGCCGGUGGUAUUCACAUUUGUGCACUAUUACUGAGAAACAAGCAGGUUGAAGUUCUAAAUGUCAGCAGUUGCGAAUUAAGCUCAGCCAACGGAGAAGCGAUAGCCGAGAUACUCAAGGAGUCUACGGAUAUAAACGUCGAAACGUUCGAGAUUGAUCUGUCAAAUAACAAUUUCGGUCCAAUAGUUGGCAAACUGUUCGAGAAGGUCGUUGAAGCCAAUAAAUAUAUCAUUGGAUUCGACGCAAGAAUGUGCAAUUUCACGAAGGAAUCCGAGUCCUCGAUAUGGCAAAGUGUACUUAGAAACAAGAAAAAAAGAGCACAAGAAAAAGUAUCUGGCGUACAACAAGGAAGUACUCCAAGCUCGUUAUCACCUCGCUUGGAUCUCGAGUAUCCAAAGAAAAAUGAGACCGAUGACGACAUCAUCUUUAUCGAAGAGGAGAAAAAGACAAUUUUCAAUAGUCAAAUUCAAGUCAAUCAAGUCAAAUCUACGGAGAGUGUUUAUCCGAUUAAAGAAAAAAACAUGGCGACGAUCAAUAACUUUAACGAAGAAAAUAUUAAAGAAGAAAAUCAAAACGAAGUUCCAUAGAAAUAAAUCAUCAUUGUAAAAUUAUUUUAUUGUAUUAAAUGAUACUUGAAUGUGAUAUAUAUGUGUGUGUGUAUAUGUAUGUAUGUGUAUCUAUAAAAAGACAAAAAAAAAAAACAAAAACAAA
Vespa velutina is the source of this 2314-nucleotide messenger RNA. RefSeq names its product dynein regulatory complex subunit 5. The record is from RefSeq and is a predicted model, not a curated record. The transcript has 11 exons. Bases 580 to 2190 code for a protein of 536 amino acids. Gene Ontology annotation, molecular function: protein binding. Lineage: Eukaryota; Metazoa; Arthropoda; Insecta; Hymenoptera; Vespidae.